GUUUCUCUCUGAUUUCGUUAACCUGUGUCUUCCCGCCAAAUUUCCAUCAGUCUUGUGUUUACAUCAGCUUCUAUUUAUCAGUACUUUUCUGAACUCAUAUAUAGCGUGUUUUGUUAUAAUUCAUUGAAACAAUGGAUGCUGCUCCUCCACAAGCUGUUCGAGCACAUGUGCGAGAUGAGGUCGGGGUCAAGUGUCAGAAAUUGUUUCAGGAUUUCCUGGAGAGAUUUAAGGAAUUUGAGGUUGUUAAGUAUCUGGAGCCAGCUAAAGAGCUUGUCAGUCCAGAACGCUGUACCCUGGAGGUGUCUUUUGACGAUACGGAAGCAUUUAAUCAAACACUCGCUACAACUAUAAUUGAAGAAUACUACAGAGUAUAUCCAUUUUUAUGUCAAGCAGUGAGCAACUUUGUUAAAGAUGUGGGAAAUUUGCAGAAGGAUAAGGAAUGUUACGUCAGUUUUACCGAAGUACCUAUUAGGCAUAAAUUAAGAGAAUUAAAUACAUCACUGUUGGGUACUUUGACUCGUAUAUCUGGACAGGUCGUACGAACGCAUCCUGUUCAUCCAGAAUUGGUCCUUGGCACAUUUAUUUGUAUGGACUGUAACGCAUAUAUUAAAAAUGUGGAACAGCAAUUUAAGUUUACAAAUCCAACAAUCUGCUCUAAUCCAGUAUGUAGCAAUAGACGUCGUUUCCUGUUAGACGUGGAUAAUUCGGUGUUCGUCGACUUUCAAAAAGUGAGAAUUCAAGAAACACAAGCUGAACUUCCUCGAGGCUCUAUACCCCGCUCUGUUGAAGUCAUUCUGAGAUCUGAGAUAGUCGAGAUGGUACAAGCUGGCGACAGAUAUGAUUUUUCAGGAACUCUUAUAGUAGUGCCGGAUGUAGGGGCAUUAACUUUACCGAGUGCCAAGGCAGAAAUUGGACCAAGAAAUAGAAAUAGUGAACAGAGGGAAGGUGUGUCUGGCCUUAAGGCGCUUGGUGUUAGGGAACUGACGUAUAAAAUGGCAUUUCUCGCCUGCAGCCUUACCAAUACGAGCGCAAGGUUUGGAGGAACAGAUGCGAUGGAAGAAAUUUCGCAAGAAGCAAUGAAAAAACGAAUGACGGAAGCAGAGUGGAAUCGUAUCUACGAGAUGAGUCGCGAUAAAAACCUGUACUCAAAUAUAGUUUCCAGUCUGUUUCCCGCUAUACACGGUAACGAUGAAAUUAAAAAGGGGGUCACGCUGAUGUUCUUUGGCGGUGUAGCGAAAACCACGGAGGAGGGCACGUCGCUGAGAGGAGAUAUCAAUGUCUGCAUCGUCGGUGAUCCCAGUACCGCCAAGUCGCAAUUUCUUAAAUGUGUAGCCGACCUUUCGCCCAGAGCAGUUUACACGUCUGGAAAAGCGUCAACUGCAGCUGGUUUGACGGCUGCAGUUGUACGAGACGAAGAAUCUUCGGACUUUGUCAUAGAAGCUGGAGCGUUGAUGCUCGCGGAUCAUGGCAUCUGCUGCAUUGAUGAAUUCGAUAAAAUGGAUCCGAAAGAUCAAGUCGCGAUUCACGAAGCUAUGGAACAGCAGACAAUUUCAAUAACUAAGGCCGGUGUGAGAGCAACUUUAAAUGCUCGAACUUCUAUACUAGCGGCAGCAAAUCCCAUCGGUGGACGAUAUGACAGAAGAAAAUCAUUACAGCAAAAUGUACAAUUAACCGCACCUAUUAUGUCGAGAUUUGAUUUGUUCUUUGUAGUGCUGGAUGAAUGUAAUGAAAUCGUCGAUAACGCGAUUGCUAAGAGAAUCAUAGAUUUACAUUGUGAUAACGUGAACGAUAUUCAAGUCGUGUACCAACAAGAUGAGAUUAUUAGAUAUAUGAAUUUUGCUAAACAGUUUAAGCCCAUUUUAAGUCAGGAAGCUGCUGAGCUUUUAGUCGAAAAUUACACAGCUCUCAGACAAAGAACAGGUAGUGGAAGCGGCAAAUGGAGGGUCACUGUGAGGCAGUUAGAGAGCAUGAUUAGAUUGUCCGAAGCAUUGGCGAAAAUAGAAUGCAUGGACGAAGUGACAGUAAAGCACGUCAAAGAAGCGAAACGAUUGUUACAAAAGAGUAUAAUUACGGUAGAACAGCCUGAUGUAGACCUCGAAGAAGGAGUGAACGACGCAAACUUAGGAAUGGACAUCGAUGACCAGCCACCUCCGCUCAUGGCAGCAUUUGUUGCUGACGGCAACAAUGAUGCACCGCCUUCAACACCGUCUAACGAAACGCCGCACGAACCGUCAAAGAAAAAAUUAACUCUAUCCUUUGAGGAAUAUAAGAAUCUGUCGAACAUGUUAGUGCUUUAUAUGAGAGGCGAGGAAAGUCGUGUCGAAAGUGAAGAUGACAAUAAGGGUGGCAUGCGGAAAUCCGAAUUAAUUGCGUGGUAUCUUGAUCAAGUACAAGAUCAACUAGAUUCAGAAGAGGAGUUAUUAGACCGGAAAAACUUUAUUGAGAAGAUUAUCGAUAGAUUGACGUAUCAUGAUCAAAUUAUAAUACCUUUAACAACGACUAGCUUGAAAAGCAAAGAUAGAGGAGACGAAGAAGAGGAGGAUCCUUUACUCGUUGUUCAUCCCAAUUAUGUCAUGGAUAUAUAAUUUUAAGAAUUGAUGUACCUUGAGAGAAAGCGCAUUAUUUUAUAAAAAGUAAUUAUACGUUCAGAAAUAUUCUUUUAUCUUAAUGUAUUAAUGCCAUAUUUUUUUA
Molecule: messenger RNA, 2691 nt
Organism: Temnothorax curvispinosus
Lineage: Eukaryota; Metazoa; Arthropoda; Insecta; Hymenoptera; Formicidae
Gene: Mcm6
Product: DNA replication licensing factor Mcm6
Exons: 11
Coding region: 132-2585 (817 amino acids)
Biological process (GO): double-strand break repair via break-induced replication; DNA replication initiation; mitotic DNA replication
Cellular component (GO): nucleus; MCM complex
Molecular function (GO): single-stranded 3'-5' DNA helicase activity; ATP binding; single-stranded DNA binding
Source: RefSeq, a predicted model, not a curated record